AAACUGAAGGGAAUCUGCAUUAACAUCAUUCUGCUCACAUCGUGACCAUCAACAUCAUCAUCACCAUCAACAUCAUCAUCACCAUCAUCAUCAUCAUCGUCACCAUCAUCAUCAUCAGUCAUGAUCUCUCGUGGUCUCCUGCUGGUUCUGCUGGUUCUCACCUGCCUUCAGUCUUUUACAACGGCCCAGAAUGGAAAUGGACCAGACUCAUGCUGCUUCAGUUACCAGAGAACUCCAAUCCCUAUCAGAGUCAUUACAGGGUAUAAAGUAACAGACCCUCAGUGUACAAAACUUGGAGUCAUCUUUACCCUGAAGAACAGCCGUCGUGUGUGUGUAGAUCCUGAAGUCGACUGGGUGCAGAAACACAUGAAAAGUAUUGACCAGAUCCUGAGCGAAAUUUGAAUCGAGUGUUUAAAGCGUUUCUCUAAUGAGUAAUUCAUAUUCAUACAGAAUUCACUUUUUCUGUAGUUCAGCAGGAAGAAUCUUUUUCA
Messenger RNA from Silurus meridionalis, 491 nucleotides. Its product is annotated as C-C motif chemokine 18-like. Gene Ontology annotation, biological process: lymphocyte chemotaxis; chemokine-mediated signaling pathway; neutrophil chemotaxis. The transcript has 3 exons. NCBI's taxonomy places the organism in Eukaryota, Metazoa, Chordata, Actinopteri, Siluriformes, Siluridae. The record is from RefSeq and is a predicted model, not a curated record. Gene Ontology annotation, molecular function: CCR chemokine receptor binding; chemokine activity. Gene Ontology annotation, cellular component: extracellular region. Bases 121 to 402 code for a protein of 93 amino acids.